ACUGCGCACUCUUUUUACUUCGUACAUCUGAUACUGUACUGUGUGUCGUACUGUGUGUCGUACUGUGUGUAACACUGGCUGCUUGUUGUUCUGCGGCUGUUCCUAUGAAACAGGAAGGAAUUAUACAAACUAAACCUUCUUAUGGGAUGGCGUCUGCUGAUCUGAGAGAAGAUUUGAGCUGCUCCAUCUGCCUGAGCAUUUAUACUGAGCCUGUAAUGUUGCCAUGUGGGCACAACUUCUGCCAGGGCUGCAUUGUGAAGGUGCUGGAGACCCAGGAGGGAUCUGGGGGUUACACCUGCCCUGAAUGCAGAGAGGAGUAUGAGGAGCGCCCCGCCCUGCACAGGAACCGGACUCUGGGGAACAUAGCAGAGAAAUGUAGUCUUGCUCAGCCGGAACCGGGGAAGACUGAGAUCCUCUGCACUUACUGUGACUCUCCUGUACCUGCUGUUAAAUCCUGUCUACAGUGUGAGACCUCCCUGUGUAAUGGUCACUUACAGAAGCACAACAAGUCUGUCCAACACACCUUAACUGAGCCCACCUGUUCCUUCAUGGACCAAAAAUGCUCCAUCCACAGUGAAAUCUUCAGGUAUCACUGCUGUGAGGACUCUGUCUGUAUCUGUGUGUCCUGCUGUCUGGCCGGAGAGCACAGGGGCCACAGGGUGGAGCUGCUGAGUGAGGCCUCUGAGAAGAAGAAAGAGAAACUUGGGAAAGUUUUGGAGAAACUGACCCUGGAGCGAGAGGAGGCUGAGAGAGAAGUCCAGGGGCUGCAGGAGGACCUCAAAGAAAAAGGAGCAGGUGAGACUGAGAGAGUCACUGUCCUGUUUAGAGACAUCAGGAAAUGGGUGGAUUCCCUUGAGAAGCAAAUGCUGGAUGUGCUCUCCAGGCAGAAAGAGAAACUUUCCCGUGAUCUCUGCGACGUAAUCCAGAAUCUGGAAAUAAAGCAGGACGAGCUGUCCGGCAAGAUCCGUCACAUUGAGGAGCUGUGCAACAUGGCAGAUCCACUCGUUGUCCUACAGGAACGGGAAUCCCACGGAGCUGCAUUCUGUGGGGCGGAGGCGGCGGAUGAUACAAAGGUCCCUUCUGUACGGGAUCUGGACAAGGGACUGAUCUCAGAUACAUUAGUAACAGGCUUAGCUGAGAUUAUGCGGGAGGUAAGGGCAAGAGUUUAUGGGCAGGAGGCUAAAAAUGUCUUACUGGAUAUCAGCACAGCCGGUCAAUUUGUCUCUGUAUCUCAGAACAAGAAAACUGCGUCGGAAUCAGACAUUGCCCUUUACCCAGACUCCCCGGAUAGGUUUAAGGAAUAUAACCAAGUUUUAUGUAACCGAAGUUUCAAAUCAGGGCAACAUUACUGGGAGGUGGAGGGCAGUACAUUGGGGGAUUGGGAUAUAGGGGUGGCCUAUCCCAGUAUAAAGAGAGAUGGAGAAGAGUCGGGUAUUGGCAAUAAUAUGCAUUCCUGGAGUUUGUGCAAAUGUGCUGAUACAUUUUAUAUAUCGCAUAACUUUAGUGAAAUUCCUGUAUCCCCCUCCUGCCACAAAUAUAGAAUCUCGCUGGACUAUGAGGCCGGACUUUUGUCCUUCUAUGAGCUGAGUAAACCAGUGAGACACUUGUACACCUUCACUGCCUCCUUCACUGAACCCCUGCACCCAGUUUUCUGUGUGGGUGACCAAGGCUGGGUGAGAAUUUGCAAAUAAUCCCACGAUUUUCUGUACAUUUCCAGCUCCUCCUCUAAUGCAUAUUAUGCCUGGACGUGUACAGGUUGGUGCAGACACGCGUGUGCUGAGGAACAUGGGAACAGCAAUACUGAGGGGCUUCUGUUGUUACAGGGAAACCUCUUGUCCAACCAGAAUGUUCAUUUAGUUUCAUUUUAUAUGUAGUGUGUCACAAAUAUGUAUGUGUGUGUGUGUGUGGGAGUUGCAGGAAUAUGUUCCCAGAAUCUGUAUCCCUGCUGCUGUUCAACUACAAUGCCCACCAUCUCUAUUAGUAGUAGGGCGAUACAGAGAAAAUAUUUCUUGUGUUAAAGCGUUUAUCUGUUAAUUCUGCAAAAAACGUCUUAUUUUAUAUGAGCGAGAACUAAUGAUCUAGUUCUGUAAAGGAGCCAUCAAUGACACUGGCCUCCUAUUUAUGCCUAUACAUGAGCGUGAGCUGCCCAACUGCUUGCGUGAGACUUAUUGUGUACAGCAUGGGGACCACUAGAUGGUGCAUUAAAGGAAAACUAUACCCCCCCCAAACAAUGUAGAUCUUUAUAAAAAUAUGUUGCAUAAAACCGCUCAUAUGUUAAACCCUGCUUCAUUUAAAUAAACCAUUUUUAUACUUUAA
Molecule: messenger RNA, 2316 nt
Organism: Xenopus laevis (African clawed frog)
Lineage: Eukaryota; Metazoa; Chordata; Amphibia; Anura; Pipidae
Product: E3 ubiquitin-protein ligase TRIM39-like
Exons: 2
Coding region: 105-1691 (528 amino acids)
Source: RefSeq, a predicted model, not a curated record